UGAACUUGACCUCCAGUGUACUGUCCAUCUGCACUGGUCUCAGAACAGUUUGAAAUGCAUCUUAUUUUCAUCCGAACUCCGUAUACAGCCUCUGAAAGAAACAUUUUCCAGUUUUUGGAUGAACCUAUUGAUUCUCAGUGAUAAUGCACAGUGAAUAUAGCUGAAACUGAGCAUACAGUCCACGAAUGUGGUCAUUGUGUUUAACAGUGUGUCGUUUCAUGAUAAAUCGAUCGUGCAUCGAAAGUUUAACCCUUUACUGACAGCACAAAUUCUUCUGAACUGAGAUCAGUUGGUUUAAAUUAAAUGAAAUUAUGUGUUGCGUAUAGCAAAGCCAAAAAACAACGCACAAGGUUAAAGGACCCAAACGUUAAAGGGGUCAUAUUAUUAACUGUCAUUAUAUUAACAGUGGCGAUUUUAGGGGGUGGCCUGUGGUGGCCUGGGCCACCCCUGAAAUCUCAUUGGCCACCCUGUGGCCACCCCAGAACUGAUUGGUAGUUCAUCAUGUUAAUCAACACAAGAACGAAGAACCAAUAUGACCUGUCAAUCAAAGAUGACACCUCAGGUCAUUUGUUGAUUUAGAGCCACAAUGACCCAGGGUCAGUUUUAUAUUUCUGACCAUUAUAGUAGUGGUGGGACUGAAGCUGUGUGAGCUCAUCUUUGAUCAUUGGGGGGAGGGGCAGGCCGCGGGAGGCCAGCAGGUGCCGCAGGUCGCGGGCAGCGGGCGCCAGGUCUGGAGAAUAAUGGUCAGUCAGAAGCACGAAGCUGACACAAGCUAGUGUCUACCUCCAACUUCCAAUGAGUUGACGAUGUCGAUUUGUGGUCAAAAAGAAAGCUGUUAUUUGAGAGGUAUGUUCAUCUAAUCUAACGUUUAAUUUAUCCCGAAUUUCCAUGUGAAUGUGAAAACAUUUUUUCAUUGUUACAGUAGCUAGGUUAAAGAGUAAGCUAGACCCUACACCACAUUCAGCAUGUUAUCUUUAUAUUGACAUGAAAUAUGAAAUGCUAUGUUUUCUGAUUUAAUGACGGAGGUGUGUAAAGCGUUUUACAGAUGUAUAUGUUCAAUAGCUGAAGUUAUAUAUAUGGCUAACCUGUGUGUGAAAUGGAAGGGUUUGUGCUGUGACUGUACUUUAAAUCUUUACAUGAGUUAUUUAUGAGCUCUUUAUGUGUAUUAUUGGUCAGUCAGACCAACAAAAUCUUCAAAGUUUUUAUACCUUAUUUGACAUUUUAAAUAUGAAGAGGCAUGGCAAAUUGCACUUAAAUGCAGCAAAUGAUUUGACUAACUAUUUUAUUUGGUAAUAUUCAAAGUAAUUGAAGCUAUCAGAACAUGUGGAAAAUAAACCUGAGUAGACACUGUAAAUAGAGUUUUGUUUUUUACUGUAUUCAGAGCUCAAUCUGCAAUUUUAGGGUUUCCAGACAGACAAGUAUAAGCCCUCAUAGCCAAUUUCACACACUGAUUUGUACCCAAUUUAACAAUAUUUCUGCUGGACAGUGCAGUUAUAGCUAAUAAAUGAAUGAAUAAUUGAUUGAAUGAUUGAUUGAAUUGCGCCUCAAUCAGUUAUCACCUGUACUUGUAUCUUUUUAUGAUUAUACACUAUACCUGAUGUUAUAUGCAGAUUAAUUCUCUACAAUGAGAAUAGCUCUUAAAAAUGUGAAACUGAUUUUUCCUAAACAAUUACUGAUUUAAAAAUGGAUGUUAUGUUAAAAUAACCAGAGAUUCACAGAAACUGUAAUAGGUUGAAAUAGAACAGGAAUAGAAAACUGUCAAAUGUCAAAACAACAGUCUAAUAUUGAAUACAAACAAUUCAGUGAAUGCUAACAUGAGUUUAAGAAUUCAUUUAUUCUACAUGUGUAGAUGUUGAAGCAAAGCAAUGCAAUAUUUACACAUUUUGAUCAUGUGCCAUUCAUAAAGGUUCUCCCGGUAUCGCCACCCCACACUAGGUCUGUGCCCCAUCUUGGCCACCCCAGUAAAAAUGUCCUGGAUACGCCACUGCAUAUUAAACAUUAAAUUUUUCCCCCUGAGGUCCACUUAUAAGGUUAGUCAAGUUUGGUGUCGUUGACUCAGCCAUAUGUCAAUGUCUGUGUUAAUGUGUUAAUUCAUGAAUUUUAGAAUGAGCCUUUUUUUGCAGCUCAGUUUCAAUAAAUGCUCUUGUUGGGCUUGGAAGGAUGUUUUGAGUUAUAAAGUAUAUGUUCAUAGUACAAAAAACUUGAUUAAUUCAAAGAUUAAAAUAGAUUAUAUACUUAUACUGUAAAUAACCAUGCAAUUAAAAUAAAUAAAAUGUUUCUGAUUAUUAUACAGUUAUAAGGAGCAGGAAUUUGACCAAUAAGAAUAAAAACCAAGCGAACAACAAAAUGUUCUGUCUCUUGUUGUGUUAUGACAUCGCAGCUGGUAAGGUCACAGUGUAACUGGUUCCUUAAAUGACCAACAUGCCAUCUACAAAAUAAAUGUUAUGAUCUGAUGAGUUCUGUGUCUGUCAUCACACUUUAUACACCCGAGUCCUCUCACACAUCUGUAGACCUGUACUUUGUGUGUUUAUGUGCAGGUGAAAUUCCUCCUGAAGAGAGUGCCUGUCUUACAGGAGGAACUGGACACUUGCCGCAUCAGGAGAGAGAAGCUCCCCUGCUGACUUAAGAGAGAGAGAUUACAGCUGAGCUUCACACUGAAGGCUUUGCUGCAGGAGCCAUGAAUAGGACACUAACAGAUCCUAUGGUCAGUAGCUUCAGAGAAGAUGACCCUCGUCCACCGGUCCCUGGGGAAGAGGGCGAGAAGACAUACCACCAUCCCGGCAAACUGGCUAUGAUGAGACCUAAGGAUCCUGUGAAAUCUGUUACAGCUGGUUUUCGGGGUUCCACAACCAGGAGAGAUGACGAUGGACUCGGGGAACCCGAGGGCAGUGCGUCCCCAGACUCGCCUCUUGUCCGGUGGACCAAAUCGUUGCAUUUCCUUCUCGGGGACCAGGAUGGUGCUCAGCUUUUCCGAGCAUAUCUGGAACGUGAGAAAUGUGUCGACACUUUAGAUUUCUGGUUUGCUUGCAAUGGUUUCAGGCAAAUGGACCUCAAGGAUACCAAAACGCACAGAGUUGCCAAAGCCAUUUACAAGCGGUAUAUCGAGAACAACAGUGUUGUGGCCAAGCAGCUUAAGCCUGCCACUAAGACCUUUUUAAGGGAUAAUAUUAAGCGUCAGCAGAUUGACUCAGUGAUGUUUGAUCAGGCUCAAACAGAGAUCCAGACGGCAAUGGAGGAGAAUGCUUAUCAGAUGUUUCUGACUUCAGACAUAUACCUAGAGUACGUCCAAACAGGGUGUGAAAACCCCAGUCAAGUGAAUCCCAAUGGACUAGGAGGAUUAAAACUGGUGUGCGGAUACUUGCCGACUCUGAACGAAGAAGAGGAAUGGAGUUGUAAUGACUUCAAAGCCAAAGCUUUGGCCACCGUAGUGGGACUGUCUGCCAAAGUGUUACGGUCACCUCCUUCCCUCCGCGCCAUGGAAGUAUUAGAGAAAGGCUACAGGUCCUACAGACGUGGCGAUCCCACAAACCCCUACCAUGUUACAUCCGGUAAUAGUUUUGUCCCCGCCACCAGUGCCAAUGACAGCGAGGUCUCCAGUGAUGCCAUGACGGACGACUCCAUGUCCAUGACAGACAGCAGUGUAGAUGGCAUCCCUCCCUACAAGCUGGGCAGUAAAAAACAUCUACAGCGUGAGAUGCAACGCAACAUAAGGAUGAAUGGCCAAGUGUGCCUACCUCCAUUCCCCAGGACGCGGCGGCCACCUAAGGAGAUGACUCCCGUGGAGCCGGCAGCGUUUGCAGCACAACUGAUUGCCAGACUGGAGCGGCUCAAACGAGAACAAGAGACAAUGAGCUCUCUAGAGGAGAGACUGCAACAGAUUCAGGAGGAGGAAGAGCGGGACGAGUCAGAAAUGUCUGGCAGCAUUGCGUCUCACUCUCUGUCUCUGCUCCCUCCUGGCUCCUGCGAUGAGGACCCUCAGGCCAUCCUUGAUGAGCACCUCUCCCGAGUCCUCAAGACCCCUGGCUGUCAGUCUCCAGGCAUGGUUCGGCAUUCCCCACGCUCCCGCUCUCCGGAACAUCGACCUCCUCCUCGAGGAUGUCCCAGUGUCAGGUCCCAGUCAGGCUCCUUAAAUGGAUAUGUGCCCGCCAAGACCUUCAUUUCCAGACAGUCCUCCAAGCACAUCCAUCACCACUACAUCCACCACCAUGCUGGUCCCAAAAGCAAGGAGCAGAUUGAGGCGGAGGCAACCCAGCGGGCGCAGUGCCUGUGUCACGGAACCUCCAAAUGCUGCUCCGCUCCCUACAUCCGCAGCCGGAGUCUGGGCAGGGACCAGUGUGGCAGCCCUUCAGAAGUGGCCUUGGGGCAUUCCAGCUCUUUAUCCAAGCGUCUGUGUAAAUCUGGAGAGGAGGUUAACACGGAAGGAUUGGAGAGCAGUCUCUUACAACUGCCCACCGACAGUACAGAUCGCUCUCAGAAUGUCUGGCAGUGGAUCCUGGAGAGUGGCAGACAGACAAAGCAUAAGCCCCACAGCACUCAAAACGCAAAGAAGUCGCACUGUUUGGAUUCCGCCCACACGCCCACCUGGGGAGGCGGCGGAAGUAGCGGGCAUCUCCGUGCCCACCAGCCUGCUCACCCUUUCGUCCAAGACCCUGCCAUGCCCCCUCUACCCCCUCCAAACACCCUGGCACAGCUUGAAGAGGCCCGUAGACGCCUGGAGGAAGUCUCCAAACCCCCAAAACAGAGGCAUUUAACAUCAAACCUUCAAAGAGACAAGAGUCACCCAGUGCCUGUGCAGAACGGCAGUCCAACGCUUCAAACAGAUGAAUUGAAAGAUCUAAAGAAGACGUCAGGUUGCCACAGUAGUUUGGGCUCAGAGACGGUGGUCACAUACUUCUUCUGUGGUGAGGAGAUCCCAUACCGAUGGAUGAUGAAAACGCACAGCCUCACGCUCGGGCACUUCAAGGAACAACUGCGGAAAAAAGGCAACUACAGGUACUACUUCAAGAAGGCGAGUGAUGAGUUUGAAUGUGGCGCUGUGUUUGAGGAGGUCUGGGAUGAUUGCACCGUUCUGCCAAUGUAUGAGGGCAAAAUCCUGGGCAAAGUGGAGAGAAUGGACUAAACGAACCCAGAUGUGGACUUACCCAGCACUAAAGAGUGGAUAAUCGAUGUUUUUAUAUAAAAAGCUAAAGAAGUUUAAACAUCCAUAAGAUGUUUGGCUCACCAAGCUAUUGAAGGAAUACUAGCCAAUGAAGUACAGAGGAAUCUAAACCAGCAAUGCAUCAUGGAGUUGUUCAUCUGGUCUGGAACACUAAGGAGAAACACUAUGACCACUGAAGACUGUUUGUUUGUUUGUUUUGACUACAACACACCAAUGGACUGCUGACCAAUUGUUGAUGUUUGUACGUGUGUCGGGUGCGAGAGCAUUUGCCUGUGCAUACAGACGUGCUCAUAUGUACACAAAGUUACAGUCUGCUUCUGUCACAAGUUAAAAAAUUUUUAUUGCUAUUUAUUAAACUGUCAUUCCCUUUCUACCCAUGUUCACAUGAUGGACAAGCUGCUUAUAUGUAUGAUUGGGAGAUCUUUCCAAUGUUACACAUGCAUGGACAGACCUCCAGAGUCACACCCCUUAACUCAAGGAACUGUGCCAGGAGUUUCUCCACUGGCCAAUGAGAACGAGCCAUGUACUGGACCAGCAUGCUUCUCUGAGCCUCUCUACUGAUCGGGUCGAUAGUUCAACCAUUAUCACCCAGCCCAGAUCGUGUGUUGCAUCUUUAGUGCCUUUGGUUGACGAUCCAGGCAUUGCACAGGAACCAAAAGCCUUGUCCUGGAGCCAGUUCCCCCCAACUUUUCAAAGACAACCAAGAAAUAUGAAGUGAUGUUAUUUAAAACACUUCAAACUCUUCAGUUCAGCAUGGUCUUCGAGAUCAGAGGGUGUGUGGAAAGGGUUAAUGUCCUGUAUAAAAGUUGAACGGAAAGAGUGCAGAGCUCCAGGGCAAACUCUUGGAAUGCACUGGCAUGAGCGGAUAAGAACAUGCCGUUGCUAGUGUAUUAUACAGUACCUGUGCCUACAUGGAUACCAUGCUGUGUGCUGCCCUGUUUCAGGGUGUGAAUAUUCCCUUGCUUUUCAGAAGGGUUUAUGUUUAAAGUAAUUUUUUAUUAUUUGAAUAUCUUGUAAUCAUGAUAUUAUGUUUCUAUGUUUUCCUCCCCCAAGGAUUUAUGUUCCACUUAAAUGUAAAUUAUGCAUUAUAUAGAGCUUCAUUUUAAAGAUGACUUGGUACUUUAAUUAUUGUAAUUAUAAAGAGAUGUAGCCUUUAUUAAAGUUAUAUUUUUUAAAUGAA
Myxocyprinus asiaticus (Chinese sucker) is the source of this 6338-nucleotide messenger RNA. It is a transcript of the gene axin2, whose product is annotated as axin 2 (conductin, axil). Gene Ontology annotation, biological process: negative regulation of canonical Wnt signaling pathway. The record is from RefSeq and is a predicted model, not a curated record. The transcript is spliced from 11 exons. The coding region runs from base 2678 to 5119 and encodes 813 amino acids. NCBI's taxonomy places the organism in Eukaryota, Metazoa, Chordata, Actinopteri, Cypriniformes, Catostomidae.